GUCGCCAGCUGGCCGAGCAACCACUUUGCGCGAAAGAGCGGCUGAUUGUCACGUUUGUUAUUCAUAAUUUUUAUGAUUGUCGUGAUGUAGCUCUUUUUCAUCAAAUAUGUCAGUGUCGGUUUCAAUCAUCCUGCUGACUGUCCUCGCCGGUGGAUUGAGCCAACAGGAAUACUGUUCUGCACGCGAUGCAGAAUCCUGCGAAGAGAGCGGAAUUAACGUCGGAAAAUCGUCGAUGUACACGAAAGCAACAAAUGAAAAGUAUGAAAAGUAUCUGACAAUGAUUCGAGAUGCAGAGCAAAACUACAAAGAAUGCAAUAAUACAAAACACGAGUGUUUCAAGGAUGUUAUUUUGCGGGAUUUGAGGCCGUUUAAAAAGAAAGGCAUAAGUGAGGAAAUGAUAAAUGCUGCUAAAACUAGGGGUACAUUUUACCAAAUAAUCAAAGGUACAUUGUACAGAGAAAAAGACUGUAUGUUUCCAGCGAGAUGCGCUGGGAUUGAACAUUUUCUAUUAAAAGUAAUCGGUAAUUUAUCAGAUAUGGAUUUAGUCAUAAACACCAGAGAUUACCCUCAGUCCAGUGAAUAUUUUGGAAACCUCCUGCCUAUAUUCUCUUUCAGUAAGACACCACAGUAUUAUGAUAUUAUGUAUCCAGCAUGGGCAUUUUGGGAAGGUGGUCCAGCUAUCUCAUUGUAUCCCCGUGGUCUUGGCAGAUGGGAUCAGCAUCGAAAAUCCUUAAAUAAGGCAAGCUUGGAAACUCCAUGGGAGAAGAAGGAGAGUAAAGGCUUCUUUCGUGGGUCUCGAACAAGUUCGGAACGUGACAAUUUGAUCUUGUUGAGUCGAAAUAAAUCCCACCUGGUGGAUGCUCAAUAUACGAAAAAUCAAGCAUGGAAGUCUAACGAGGAUACUCUGCACCAAGAGCCAGCAUCGGUGGUAUCCUUGGAGUCGCAUUGCGGGUACAAAUACUUGUUUAAUUUCCGAGGUGUGGCUGCCUCGUUUCGGCACAAGCACCUGUUCUUGUGCCGAUCGUUGGUCUUUCACGUCGGCGACGACUGGACUGAAUUCUACUAUGAUGCCAUGAAACCGUGGAUACACUAUGUGCCACUUUCCAAAUACGCAGAUCAAAAAGAAUUAGAGGAUUUAAUCACAUUUGUAAUAAACAAUGAUGAUUUAGCCAAAAAGAUUGCGGAUCGCGGGAGGGACUUUAUAUGGAACAAUUUGCGAAUGUCGGACGUUACAUACUUCUGGAGACGGCUCCUCAAAAGUUACGGUAAACUCUUAAAAUAUAAACCGGCAUUAAAGAGCCAUCUCAUAAAAAUCGGUAAAGGACGGUAAAUAUAUACACAUAUAUAUGUAUAUAUUUAUAUACACUGUAAAUAUAAAUAUAUCUAAAU
Molecule: messenger RNA, 1389 nt
Organism: Harpegnathos saltator (Jerdon's jumping ant)
Lineage: Eukaryota; Metazoa; Arthropoda; Insecta; Hymenoptera; Formicidae
Product: O-glucosyltransferase rumi homolog
Exons: 6
Coding region: 107-1330 (407 amino acids)
Biological process (GO): positive regulation of Notch signaling pathway; protein O-linked glycosylation
Cellular component (GO): endomembrane system
Molecular function (GO): UDP-glucosyltransferase activity; UDP-xylosyltransferase activity
Source: RefSeq, a predicted model, not a curated record